GUUUCUCUUAGCCCGGAAGUGGACAUCGUGGGGAAAAAAGAGAAACAACAAGGACAGCGACGUCAGAAAUCGAGUUGGUUUAAGUGCAAACUCCGUGAUUAUAAGCGGAAAAAUCACCCAGGAGAAGAUUUUACGGCGUUUUAUCCAGAGUUUGGAUUAAAUCUCGGUCUCGAAGCGGAAGUGUUUGGAUUGUGUGGAAUAAUGGACUGGAUCCGGAGCGUAAGUUUCAGAGGUAUCGUAGCUGAGCUCCACUUGAGCGUGUUAUGCCGUGCUUAGCGGAAAAAAGUUCCCAGAAUCCUGCACUAACCUGAGCCGGUUAUUUGCCCACCCUCUUGGAGAUUAGUAGACUGUGUUUGACGGGGAAUGACGGAGCCCUGAGCCUCAUCAGUUUGAGCUUUUUCAUGAAUGAUGGACGUCGUGGAUGAUCCAGAAGAGCUGAGUGCCGGGACGUGUCCGGACGAUGGAUCAGCGAGUGGGGAAUUCUGUGAGGAGCCUGUGCCGAGCCUGUCUGAGGAAGCGGAAACAUCUCGGCAGGUGCCUGAGGAUCCGAACUCGGAGACCGGCACCUCGAAACAGGAAGAGGACUCGGAGAAAGCGGAUGAGUGCGGGUGUGUAAGAACUAACGGGGGUAUGGAGGAACUGGGGGAAGACUGUGUAUUCGAUGAAGUGGAUGAUGAGAAAGAUGGCUGGAGGACAAACGUCGCCGGGAAGGACACGUCCGGAUCUCGGGGGAAGAAAGGAAAACAGAGGAAGAGCGGCUCAGUAUCAGGAGAUCAGUUUUCAUUUUGGACUUCGCCUUCGUCCUUUUCCUCGUCGACCGGAGCGAGCAGACACAAGCAGAUCCGCCGGAGGAACCACCAUCAUCAUAACCAGGGGCGCCUGAAAAGACAAACUGGCUUCCAGGUCCUGGCAGCUUUCCGGGAUUUCCUGUCAGUAUCCGUCAGCCCAUGGAGUAUCUCCUGCAUUCAUAUGGUGGUGGACCUGAUCGUGUCUCUGACCCACCACUGCGGCGUCGUCGUCGAAUCCGGAGCGAUUGCACUUUACGACCUUGGAACGCUCAUGCUCUUCAAGGUCACCGACGUCCCGGGAAUGAAGCAGGAUUUAAAGCGAGCCGUGGAUCGGACCUGGAGUUCUGGUGCGGCCCUCGCAGCCUGGGUUUGCAAAACCACGAGUACUACACGCAACGCGCUGGUUUCUGCUUUCGGUCUCCUCAGCAGCCUGGUGUUCCUCUGUGCCUGGGUUGUGAGGAGCAUCGUCGAGAGGCUGGGUGGAGACCGAGGCAGGAGAUGGUGGCUCAGUCUUCAGAACUGCUGGAUUAUGAAGAAAGUGGUUGUGAUUACCGGAAGGAUCAGAGGAUGGCUUUGGAAAUUGAUACGUGGCUCUGCGGAGGUGACUGCGAAUCUAGAGUCUCCAUCCAGGACUGAGAAGAGUCAGCCUGGCCAGGAGCUCGAGAGACUGCUGGCAUUAGCACAGAUCCCUGAAGAUGAGCUGGACCCGUUUAACGUGUUGGGCGUGAACACUCACGCCACCGAUUCAGAGCUCAAACGGGCCUAUAGACAGCUGGCUGUUCAGGUCCAUCCAGACAAGAACAAGCACCCUCGAGCCGGCGAGGCUUUUAAAGUCCUUAGAGCAGCAUGGGACAUUGUGAGCAACCCAGAGACCCGCCGCGAGUACGAGCUGAAGCGAAUGGCCGCGUCAGAGCUCUCCAAGUCGAUGAACGAGUUCCUGACGAAGCUGCAGGAUGACCUGAAGGAGGCCAUGAACACUAUGAUGUGCACCAAGUGUGAAGGCAAACACAAGCGUUUUGAGAUGGACCGCGAGCCUCACGAGGCACGUUUCUGUGCCGAGUGUAAUAAACGGCACAGCGCUGAGGAGGGAGACCUGUGGGCCGAGUCCAGCAUGCUUGGACUGAAGAUCACCUAUUUCGCCUUUAUGGACAGCAAAGUCUACGACAUCACUGAAUGGGCCGGUUGCCAGAGAAUAGGAAUUUCCCCUGACACACAUCGUGUCCCAUAUCACAUUUCUUUUGGUUCCAAGAGUAACAGCAGCUCCAAUCGCCACAGAUCUCCCUCAGGCCACGCCCCCGCUCCAGGCUCUCCGCCAGACCUGCAGGAUUUCUUCAGCCGCAUUUUUCAGGGUGCUCCAGGAGGCGACACCUCAUCUAACGGUGGAUUCUUUUCACCGGGAUCGACCCCUAAUUACCCUGGGGGCGGCUCAAGUCCUCCUCCUCCUCCUCCUCAGCCCGGCUUUUUCCCUCAGCGAGGGGAGACGAGCGAGAGCUGGAGCGAGGGAGGAAAAGUACAGCGUCGGAGGAAAAAAGCCCGCAAACCUUUUCAGCGCUGAGCUCCGGCAGGACGAGCUACGACGCUCACGGAGGAGAACAACGGACUGCGGCGGCGCCUGGGGUUUGUUCUCGACUAGACAACAGGCAGGUCGAGGGACAGAAUGGAGGGGUCUGUGAAUGUGCACGGGGUCAUCUCGGUGCCAACAGAAAGUCGAGGAGAUGCCGUAAAAUAAAACGGUUUCAACGUUUUUGGGUUUUCUUUUUUUUUUACUAUGAGCUCAUCGUUGCUGAGAUAAAUGGCUUUUUUUCUUUCUUUUUUAAUUUUUUCUAGCUUCCUGUCAGGCAGGUAUGCAGUAGCAUGGCUUUCUUUUUUUAUCAUCAGUGUUUUUCGAUCCUUAUUAACAAUCGGCCAUGUAAGGACACCUCAGGGAUGAUCAGUUGUUCAGCGAGGGCAGAAAGACACACAGCUCACAAUAUCACAGUAACGAUCAUCCGUAAGUGGUGAAUACAUUUGUUCCCCGAUUUCUGUUUUGUUAACUUCGAGGUUUGUUUUGAAGCAGAGGCUCGAUGUGAGGUGCAGAGAAAUGUCAUAAAUCCUCCAUGAGGACUGACUUGGUUAAAAAGAGCUGGUAAUAUUGUAAUUUUUUUCGUUCUUCUUCUUUGUCUUUAUUUUCUAUGAAGAAAACCAAAACUGGCAUUUUCUUGUUUGUCAAAUGACACAUUAAAGCUCCACUCAAAUA
Silurus meridionalis is the source of this 3024-nucleotide messenger RNA. It is a transcript of the gene dnajc14, whose product is annotated as DnaJ (Hsp40) homolog, subfamily C, member 14. Bases 406 to 2343 code for a protein of 645 amino acids. The record is from RefSeq and is a predicted model, not a curated record. Lineage: Eukaryota; Metazoa; Chordata; Actinopteri; Siluriformes; Siluridae. Gene Ontology annotation, molecular function: dopamine receptor binding. The transcript is spliced from 8 exons.